UGCUUUCAGUUUCAGUCCGGUCCCAUCCCGGUUCACCCUUUCUCUGCUCCCAGAGCUGCUCUCCUCUGCACUGCAGUGGCCAUGGCCAGCCAGUCGGUCUUUGUUGUUGCUAUAGAUUUUGGCACAUCCUACAGUGGGUACUGUUUUUCUCUUGCUUCAGGUACAGACCAAAUCCGGCAGGUUAGCUGGGGAAUAGAGCAUGGGCUCAAGACCCCAAAGACGCCUACGUGCAUUUUGUUCAACCAGAAGCAGGAAUUCAAAUGUUUUGGCUAUGAUGCUGUGAUGAGGUACAAGAGCCUGCCCUCCAGCCAAGCUGACAGCUGGUACUUCUUCGAGAACUUCAAGAUGCAGCUGUACAACACGAGUGUCACAGCUGGCAUGCAGCUGAAAGCCACCAAUGGAAAGACGCUUCCUGCUCUGACAGUCUUUUCCGAAAGCCUGCGCUACCUGAAGAACCAUGCUUUGAAUACCAUUAAGGAGGCCUCUUUCCAAACUGUCUACGAUCCAGAGGAGAUCACCUGGGUCCUUACUGUCCCAGCCAUAUGGAGUGCUGGUGCCAAGCAGUUCAUGCGUCUGGCAGCAAAAGAGGCAGGAAUUAUCUCUGACAUGCUCUCUAAGAACCUGAUCAUUGCCUUGGAGCCAGAAGCUGCAUCACUGUGGUGCAAGCAGCUUCCACAGGAAGGGUUUAUGGCAGACAGCAGCGACAAGAGGAAGUUUGACGACUCCCCUGGGAUCCAGUACAUUGUCGUUGACUGUGGAGGUGGCACAGUAGACAUCACAGUACAUGAGAUCCAAGAAGACCAUUACCUAAAGGAGCUACACAGGGCAGCUGGAGGUGGAUGGGGAGGCAACAGAGUGGAUGAAAACUUCAUCAAUUUCCUCAAGGAAAUAUUCAAUGAUGGUGUAUGGGAUGAAUAUGUAAAGAAGCACCCUACUGAAUUACAAAGUAUGAUAUACAACUUCAGCCUACAGAAAUGCUCUGAUAGAAGGGAGGCAGUCUACAUGCAUUGCUACUACAACUUGACCAAAGUGGCAGAGUCCAAGAAGGACAUCUCCCAGUUCUUUGAAAAAGCAGCAGGAGCUGUGUGGUGUGAUGGGACAAUCAAGAUUACAUAUGAGAAAAUGAAAAGCUUGUUUGACUAUAGUAUCAACAAUAUCAUUUGUACUUUGAGGGAAAUUCUUUGCAAACCUGAGAUGGACAAAGUCCAGUACAUUUUACUUGUGGGAGGCUUUGCAUCCAGCAUCAUCCUGCGAGAUGCAGUGAGGCAGGCCUUUAGCAGCAAGUAUCACAUCCUUUGUCCCCUGGAGGCCCAGGUGGCCAUUGCAAAAGGGGCUGUUUUAUUUGGAAUUAAUCCCCGUAUCAUUACCUCAAGAAUCAGCUGUAGGACAUAUGGCUUAGAAAUAUGUCAGAAAUUUGAUGAUGCUAUCCAUGAUGCCCGUAAACGGAGGGUCUCAAAAACUGGUGACUAUAUUUAUUGCACAGGUCUCUUCUUAAAACUGGUGGAAAUUGGGGAAUCAGUGAAUAUACAGGAAGUUGCCCACUAUGAUUUCUAUCCGGCAGAACCAGAUCAAACAAAGGUAGCCUUUGCUUUCUACUGUACAAAAAAACAGAAUGCUCAGUAUGUAGAUGAGGAAGGGAUGGAACAGCUUGGCUUCUGUGUAGUGCCAUCGCCAGACACGAGGCUGGGGAGAGAUCGCAAGCUGAAGGUGGCGAUUAAAUUUGGGCUCACUGAGUUUGAAGCCACAUGUACUGAUGUUACUUCCCAAGAAAGUCAGACAGUUAUAAUGGAUUUUUUAUCUUAUAAUUACUCCUCAUAUUGAACAGAUCUUAGAUGUCUUUCCAGCCAUUAUGAUUCUAACAAUUCUAUGACUUCUACAGUAGAGGAGACAAUUGGACCAAUAAGUCCAUCACACAAUUUUCUAUUUACACAGGAUAACUACAAGUCUGAUUCUCUGGUUCCUUCCAUUCCUCACCCGCCACCCUUUCAGUCCAACACCUCAUUUUCUCUUCUAUCUGAUAACGUGUUUGUCUGCUGCUUUAUCUCAUGUCCUUUUAGCUUGCAUCUCUGUACACAAUAGUCCAUACCACCAAUACAAUCAUCUGUGACCUACCUGUGUUUGAUGCAAAGCCUCUGGACUGGGGUCUAACUUCCACAUAAAGCAGCCCAUAGCUGUUUAUUUUAGCCUGGUGUCUUCUUGCAGCUACAUCUUCUCUUUCUCUGACAUCAGGUCACUUUAUCUGAAGUCCAGGUUUAAUUCUGCUGGGGGUGACAUUCAGUGGAUUUCUCUUUUCUUCAGAAUAUCAUUUAUAUAAACUCUGUGUAAUUAAAGCUCCAGGGUCUCAGACAAGAGAGCUGAAUGAACCAGUCUAGGGGCUUGUGUCCAAAACCUGUGGUUCUGUUGUUUCCAUUAAAUUAUUGGGUGGUUUGAUCUCA
Cyanistes caeruleus (blue tit) is the source of this 2435-nucleotide messenger RNA. Its product is annotated as heat shock 70 kDa protein 12B-like. Lineage: Eukaryota; Metazoa; Chordata; Aves; Passeriformes; Paridae. Gene Ontology annotation, molecular function: ATP-dependent protein folding chaperone; ATP binding. The record is from RefSeq and is a predicted model, not a curated record.